AUGCCCGUCGUCGAUAUCACCUCCAAAGCUCAAUUCGACGAGCUCAUCAAAACCACCCCGUACGUCGCCCUCCAGGCGCACGCCUCCUGGUGCGGCCCCUGCAAGGCCAUCUCCCCCUUCUUCAGCAAGCACGCCGACGCCCACGGCAGCGACAAGUACGCCUUUGCGCGCUUCGACACCGACGACGUCGCCGACCUGGCCAUGGAGCUCGGCAUCCGCAGCAUCCCCGCCUUCUUCUUCUUCGAGAACGGCGAGAAGACGGAGAACCUGACCGGCGCGAACCCGACUGCGCUGAGCAAGCUGACGGAGAGUUUUAGCCAGAAGGCCAAGGGCGGCGAGCAGCUUUCUACCAACGAGGACUUUUAAAUAAGGAAAAGAAAAGAAAAAUACAC
Messenger RNA from Trichoderma asperellum CBS 433.97, 392 nucleotides. NCBI's taxonomy places the organism in Eukaryota, Fungi, Ascomycota, Sordariomycetes, Hypocreales, Hypocreaceae. The record is from RefSeq and is a predicted model, not a curated record.